AUGUCUUUCUUCCGCAUCACACUCCUGCGAUCCGGAAUCGGUCUCCCUAAGAAGACUCAGGGUGUCCUCUACGCGCUGGGCCUCAAAAAACGCCUCCGAACAGUCUAUCAUCCAGUCUCGCCCUCCGUUGCCGGUCAGAUCUUCGCAAUCAAAGAGCUGGUAGACGUGCAAGAAGUCGAUCAGGCUUUGAGUAAUGAAGAGUUGAAGGAUCUGCGUAGGCCAGAUCCCGGAUUUUACAUCGAGACGAAAAUGAAGGAAAUUCGAGCUACAUCGAAACGCUCGACACCAUCUCGGACGCCCUAA
Molecule: messenger RNA, 303 nt
Organism: Lecanosticta acicola
Lineage: Eukaryota; Fungi; Ascomycota; Dothideomycetes; Mycosphaerellales; Mycosphaerellaceae
Source: the annotation of a GenBank genome assembly